AUGGGAGAAAGACACAUCAACCCCUUUGUUUUUGAUCCCGCGAACGAUGAGUUGUUCCGAGAAGGAAGGCACACCGGCCCCUGGGGUACCGGUGAUGACGAGCCUCAGCUAAUUAGCGUACAACAUCUAAUCGCCCGUUGCUCCGACUUAUGUCGGGAGAUUGCGUCCAUGUUGGCAGUUGCAGGAAUCUCAGGAGACUCGACUAUUGAACGCAAACGCGGACUGGUGAGGCGAGAGUCUAUGCAAGUUGUGGAGCAGCGACUAUUAUUAUGGGGUGCAACUAUUUCCGAUUACAAGGAUCAUUCUUCGUUAAUUCUCCUUCGAGAUCACAUUCGAAUACUUAACAGAAUCCGCUGUGUCCUGUGUGGCAUGCGGAUUAUGGGGCGGGUCCCUUAUAAUUACCCGGUGAGAUUCAGGGAGGACUUACUUCCUCUCGUCGGCUCUCUCUAUUCCAAUCUUCCGGGAACAUUGCGCGAAACUAUAGAAUGGGCUUUAACCGCUACCUUGAUGAAGACCACUGCGCCAACUAUGAUCAACGAGAAGAUCCAACUUAACGACAGCGAUCCUAUAUUCCUCAAGUCACUUGGUUCCUCGGAAAUCGAACAAAACUUCGGUUCUAUGCUUGACUUGAUAGAUGAAAGUAAAGUUACCUCGCCAGUUCCGUUAUUGACACCCGAUAAUCUUAUUUCAUCCGGUUCAUAUGAUGGAAUUGGGGUAUAUUCUGAAAAGAGUGAUAUGGAUGGACCUCCCAUGGGUGGUUUGAUUUCCAUCCGUACCGAGUGGACUAUGGAACAAGCCACGACAGAUUUGGGGGAUAUGGUAUAUGUUAGGACCAAGUAUCAACAAAGGCUACGGUUGCCAAAGCCAGAUGAGAUGCGAGUUUUGGUUCUCGGGGGUUAUUUCGAAAAUUUAGCUACAGGUCGGGUGGAGCUUCUGUACCGCAUUCCGCACUGGGCCUCACAAAAGUCCCCUCCGGUGUCACUUCGUCGACUUCUCGCCGAAAAACAGUUACCGAAAGACAUUGGAGUGAGAUUUUCGAUUGCUCGCAAACUCAUAUGCGCUAUCCUUUUCUUCCACGCUUGCAAGUGGGUCCACGGAAAUAUUGAUGAUCAAAAUAUCAUCUUUUUUGAGGAUUCCGAGCGUAAUUUGAACUUUGAGGAGCCUUUCUUUUGUAGAUUUAUCCCUUCUUCCAAAGACACGGGGGAGGCUGUACCGACAACGAAAGAGUCUGCGGAUGCAAUAUUUGGGAAUGAUGUUAAACUAAGAAACGCUGAUACCGGAAGUCUCUGGCGGACUGUGUUAUUGGUAAUAUUCGAGAGAGAGACUGUCGCUUCUAACGGUUCUCCUCAUGACUCACGCCUAGGAUAUGUGGGUGCCAACAAUGAUGAGGUGGUGGUAUGGGGCGUAGCACGCUCGAGGGUAACCUUGGGGGUCCACCACGUACUCGAGGGAUCGCAUUAUACAGCGCUCAUAUACGGGUACAUGGUCAGCAAUUCCGAGUUUAGGUUUAGAAGGGGGUCCGAAAAACAAGAAACACAGGACGAAGUAUUCCCGGUGACGGCUACUCAUGAACAAAUUAUGCAAUGGCGAAAGGAUGUGCUUCCACGACUUGAAAGAAUUCUCGAGAAACACCUCCCUGCGGAAGAGUCAGUAUCUAUUGAUCUGCUCGGGAUCGGAACCUGUCGGGAACAAUCUCGACCAACAAUCGUGGUAACCUGUAAGAGUAGCCGAUUGGUCAAGCGCCUUCUCAAGAAAUUCGUUUACGACAGGGCUGUAUUUAGCCUGAAAGUCAGAAAGGGAUCUGUUCAAAGGUCAUCUGGCGGAGGAAGAGAAGACCGAGAUUCUAAGCGUCAAGAAAGGCCUUUACCAGGCGCAUCUAUAGGAGCCUGCCGCGACGGGAUACAUUUGCCCGCUGCAACCUAUGGCGGGCUUGUCCUUGUUGAUGAAAAGCCAUACGGGUUAACGGUACAUCAUCUAGUGGAUACUGAUGAUCAUCCGACAGAGGAGCAAGAUGCGUGGCGCGUUCGUACACUGGUAGAGACUUACGCUAGUUGUCAUUCGGCCACCGAUGAAAACACCUACGUGGAAGAGGGCCAGCUGAUCGGUGGGCCUAGACAUGUAGAUAUAGGAAACGUGCCUCUGUAUCCGGAAUCGGAGGGGGGAGGUAGCGGGAGCGAGGGAGGUAGCGGAAGCGAUGUUGAGUACGAUCAGGAAAGUCUGUCUGAAAGCUUAGUGUGUGAAGUUGAUUAUCAGAAUGAUGGGAGAGAUAAUACCAUCGAAGGCGAUGACUUUAUCGGAGAUAAACCCGGGCUUGAAAGGAAUCAUGUCCAACGUAUUGUGGUAGUUCAACCGGCCGAAAUGGACCUCCUUGAGGAAGAAAAGAGUGGAAGCGAGUCAGUCACUGAGGAAUACCAUUUAGGAACGUUCCUUGCCUCUUCGGGUAUUAGGAGGAUUAUAUUCGAGUCUGAAAAGCACGAGAUUGAUUGGGCAUUGAUUGAAAUAUCCGCAGACCGGUUGGGACAGCGUAAUUUGAUUCAGGGCGGUGGGAGAUUCCUUACGUCAUCACUCGAUAAACAAGACUCGGAGCCGUGUUCUUAUGUGCCGAUGGUUAACUUCGGCGGCCUGGCGGUGCACGGUAUAGGCCGUACGAGUGGGCUACAGAGGGGUGAGAUAAGCCAGGCUAUUAGCUCAAUCAGGAUGUCUGGUCGGAAGACCUUUUCGAGGAGCUGGAAUGUCACUGGUGAAAUUGGAGAUCAUGGUGAUUCUGGGGCAUGGGUCGUCGACAAUCGCUGCGGGGGUGUAUGUGGUCACAUCAUCGCUGGUCAUUCCGUCAAAAAUAAAGUCGUUGCAUACAUCAACCCGAUGGAGUUGUUACUGCAGGACAUCAAGGAGACUUUACAAGCAGACAGCGUAUGUCUCCCAACCAAUGCCGCAGCCGCCCAAGUCGGGGAUAUGGAUGAAUCCACGUAUGUUAUUAUCUAG
Messenger RNA from Morchella importuna, 2982 nucleotides. RefSeq lists its product as uncharacterized. The transcript is spliced from 8 exons. The record is from RefSeq and is a predicted model, not a curated record. Bases 1 to 2982 code for a protein of 993 amino acids. Lineage: Eukaryota; Fungi; Ascomycota; Pezizomycetes; Pezizales; Morchellaceae.